AGGCCGGCGUAAAAGUGCGAGUUGCUGGCACUUUGCGUGAGACUCCAGGGGGUUCCCGCCGGGCAAUUUGCGCUGAUGGUGCUAUUGGCUGUUGCCCAUGAAACUGCUGUGAUCACUUCAGGCACUGACGCCGAGCUGAAGUCAGGCCAAGAGUUGAGAGGGGAACGAAGAGGGUAGAGGCAGAGAAGGCGGGGCCUAAUUUUUGUCACGUAAGAAGGAGCCAUGGAGCCUGAAACAGUGUACAACCCAACCACCAUCACCAGCCAUGGCAACCGCAGCCACUACCUGGACAACAUCAGCUAUGCGUCGCUCAACCCCAAGCGGUGUGCCAAUGUCGCCAUUGUGGUGGUGGGCGUCAUGUGUGUCAUGAUCGGGCUGGCGCUGGUGCUGUACGGCAGCCUCUUCUACGUCAGCUUCGCGACGGCGCCCGAGGCCGAGACCAGCGCCCAGCGCGAGCGGCGCCUCUCCGAGCUGCACAUGUACCAGGUGUUCGUGUGGGUGGGCGCGCCGCUGCUGGCCGCCGGCGUCCUCCUCUGGAUCGCCUACCUGUACCGCACCGGCCGCUGCAAGUACUGCCCGCUCUGUCCGGGCGCGCGCAAACGGCGCCGCCUCCGCAAGAACUUCCAGACUCAGUGUCUGGAGGCGGGCAACUUGUCGUCCAGCUACGCCAGCCAGCCGGCCUCGGCGCUGCCGCAGCGGGAGGACGAUCAGCUGAUGAACCACAGUCUGGACGAGCCCACCGGCCGGCCGCCGCGCCUGCUGCUGGACUCGGCGCCGCUGGCCAGCCAGGAGGACCUGUCGGCCCGCUCGGUCGAGACGCUCUUCCUGCCGGCGUCGCUGUGGCCGAGCUCAGUCUCGCUGCGCCGCCUUCCCAGCGACCUGAGCCUCUCGUCGGCCAGCCCGUCGCCGGAGCGGCGGCCGCCGCGGCGCGCCGCCUCCGGCACCAGCCUGCGGCCCUGCGCCGGCAGCGUGCGCAGCUAUGCCAGUGCGCCUGCGCGCGGCUCGACCAGUGAGCGCGCCUCGCCGCGCCCCACUCCGUCCAGCACUCCGUCCCCGUGCCGCGCGAGCGGCGCUCGACCGCGGCCUCGUUCUCACGCCAGCGUGAGUUAGAGUGAGUGUGGUGAGUGUAAGAGCGAACUUGUGUGUCGUGCGUUUAAGGAUGAGUGCUGGGUCGUGGUGCUUGACGCACGUUGCGCUCUCAUGGUCGACGGCCCUGGGAAGCGCCAUUUGACAGCUCUGAUUGGUCGGAAUUUCAGCACGGAUGAAGUGAUUGGUCAACAGCGGUUGGUUGUCCGACGAUGAUUGGUCAGUAGCGGUUGGUUGCCUUGCGAUGAUUGGUCAGUAGCGGUUGGUUGCCAGGCAGUGAUUGGUCAGUAGCGGUUGGCUGCCUGGCGGUGAUUGGUCAGUAGCGGUUGGUUGCCCGGCGGUGGUUGGCCAGGAGCGGUUGCUUGCCCGGUGGUAAUUGGUCAGUGGCGGUGGGUCGCCCGGUGGGUUUAUCGUUGUGGGCGUAAUCUUGGAGCUGUUUUCUCUCGACGCUCACUUUGUACCGCGUCGUGCGACGCACUGAGCACCUCUCAGUUACGGGCAGCUGGGUUUUUCGCCCGCGAUGACACCUGGCGGUCAAUAAUCUGCGGAUCUGCAUCAUAGUCUAGUCUUUUUGGACAAAGCUGUUUUACACAUUGUUAGUGCGGGCACGCAUCCGACUUCCUGGAUUGUGGAGUGCCUUCUCUACCGUACGAUUACGCUGUUUCGCCUGUCGUGCGUCAUUAAUGAUGCUGUUUUUGUGGUGUUGGGCACAGUUUUAUCGUCGGCGAUUGUACAACUGGUAACGUAGUGCUUUAGGUCUUGGCAGCUCUCGGUCAGUUUUGAUCGAUUAACUUGAGCUCUUGCUUUACGAAUCAGCUUGAGUUGCGUCGUUUUUAUGAGGUCUGAUUUCUGUGGCACACAUGGGCUCAUAUAUGAGAAUUGUGACGUCAUUUGACGUUCGUUUGUUCCUGCACCACCGUCUGAUCAGAGCGCUGAGGAGACGACGCCUGGUCGUCAUAUGACGUGAGUUAUUUGUUGUGUGGCGUUCGGGCUGUGUGCUUUGACGAAAGAAAUGUGAAUAAAAUGCUGGAAUCAG
This is a messenger RNA of Pollicipes pollicipes, 2122 nucleotides long. RefSeq lists its product as uncharacterized. The record is from RefSeq and is a predicted model, not a curated record. NCBI's taxonomy places the organism in Eukaryota, Metazoa, Arthropoda, Thecostraca, Pollicipedomorpha, Pollicipedidae. The coding region runs from base 223 to 1110 and encodes 295 amino acids. The transcript has 5 exons.